Pipistrellus nathusii (Nathusius's pipistrelle) is the source of this 1197-nucleotide messenger RNA. Lineage: Eukaryota; Metazoa; Chordata; Mammalia; Chiroptera; Vespertilionidae. The record is from the annotation of a GenBank genome assembly.
AUGUCGGGGGGGAAGGCCCCGGGCGAGCCCAGCGCUCCCGGCGCGCCCCGAGCCCUCCUCUCCGGCGCACGGGGGCUUAUCGGACAGCGGCCGGCGCCACACCUCACCCCGGGCCGCCUUCCCUCCAUCCGCUCCAGGGAUCUCACCCUCGGGGGAGUCAAGAAGAAAACCUUCACCCCAAAUAUCAUCAGUCGGAAGAUCAAGGAAGAACCCAAGGAAGAAGUGACCAUUAAGAAGGAGAAGCGUGAAAGGGAUAGAGACCGACAGCGAGAGGGUCAUGGACGGGGCCGGGGUCGACCAGAAGUGAUCCAGUCCCAUUCCAUCUUUGAGCAGGGCCCAGCUGAAAUGAUGAAGAAAAAGGGGAACUGGGAUAAGACAGUGGAUGUGUCGGACAUGGGGCCCUCUCAUAUCAUCAACAUCAAAAAAGAGAAGAGAGAGACAGAUGAAGAAACAAAACAGAUCCUGCGCAUGCUGGAGAAGGAUGAUUUCAUCGAUGACCCUGGGCUGAGGAAUGACACUCGGAACAUGCCUGUACAGCUGCCUCUGGCUCACUCCGGGUGGUUGUUUAAGGAAGAGAAUGAAGAACCAGAUGUCAAACCUUGGCUGGCUGGCCCCAAGGAAGAGGACAUGGAGGUGGAUGUGCCUGCUGUGAAAGUAAAAGAGGAGCCACGAGAUGAGGAGGAGGAGGUCAAGAUGAAGGCUCCUCCCAGAGCAGCCAGAAAGACCCCGGGCCUCCCAAAGGACGUGUCUGUGGCAGAGCUGCUCAGGGAGCUGAGCCUUACGCAGGAGGAAGAGCUGCUGUUCCUCCAGCUGCCAGACACGCUCCCCGGCCAGCCGCCAACUCAGGACAUCAAGCCUAUCAAGACAGAGGUGCAGAGUGAGGAUGGACAGAUGGUGAUCGUGAAACAGGAGAAAGACCGGGAAGCCAGGCUGGCAGAGAAUGCUUGUACCCUGGCUGACCUGACAGAGGGUCAGGUUGGCAAGCUGCUCAUCCGCAAGUCAGGAAAGGUACAGCUCCUCCUGGGCAAGGUGACUCUGGAUGUAACCAUGGGAACCGCCUGCUCUUUCCUGCAGGAACUGGUGUCCGUGGGCCUUGGAGACAGUAGGACGGGGGACAUGACCGUCCUAGGACACGUAAAGCACAAACUUGUAUGUUCCCCCGAUUUUGAAUCCCUCUUGGAUCACAAACAACGGUAA